UACAUAAAAUUCACUGAAGUCAGAAAAACAACAAAUAGCCCUUUGCUCAUAGCUCCAGGAAGUUGGUCACCUGAGGCCAGGUGAACUGUAUUGCCUCCAAUCAGACUGACAAGCACCAGCAGAGCUGCAAGAUCCCCUACAUGGUUCAAGUAAAAGAUACCGACUAACGGCGCUGCUGCAGCUUUUACUAGUCGUAUAAACCUGGAAAAAAGUUGCUGAUCAUGUUCAGCAACUUUGCUCCUCACCUGAGAGUCCUUGUGUUUGUGCCGAUCUGUGCAGCCAUCGUGCUGUUUAUUGUGUGCCCAGAUUCUGCGAGAGCCAGUUACACAGCAACUCAGAAGCACAAUGGAGCGACGUACAACGCCUGGAGACAACUUUACACUCCGUAUAGGCAACAUCGUCCCGCCUCUACUGGUCUGCUGUCAACAGAAACUGGACUUCACACUGGAACUGAUGACGAAACUAAGACGCGUGGAAAUUAUAGAGGGACUCCGUCAAUCAUUGAUCAGCAAUCAAAACCUUUACAGGUUACACAAGGUAUUUACAGUGACGGUCAAAACAGCCCAGCAAGCAGGCAGUCUCGAGUGAGAAUAAUAAAAGUGCAGAGAGGCCAUAGAACAGAUGGAGCGAGGCCGGCAAGCAGCUUUUUAACUAGCAGAUCCUCUCCCCAGCACGGAGGGCAAAGCGCAGAGAGAUGGAGGUCCAAAGGGAAUGACCCCACGCUCACUCAGAAAGAAGCCCUAAUUGGAAAUUUUCAUGAUUCCCAGUCAAUGAUUAUUAGAAAACCACCUACAGAAAAAGCUGGCAGUCACCAAAGCUUGAGUUUUUCAAAAAUUUGGGACCUGAAAUAUAUUCCAAAACCUUACAGCAGAGGACAAGUUGCAAAGACUGAUUCUUCAAGGACGGAUGAAGAUAAAUCUCCUGGAAACCCAUUUUCUUUUUCUCUUUCUUCAUCCCAGACGAGUGGUUAUUGGGAAACACCAAGGGGGCGUUACAGUGAAUAUAAAGAGACAAAUGAAUCUCCAGCAGUUGGGGCACAGAGUACAUGGAGAGGGAGUCAAUCAAGCAAUUUUCUCAGCUCUACAAGUCAUCUGGCUCCUCACGCAACAUCAAUCAGCAAUGGCGCAAACACCCCCAUUAUUAACACAAACCCAAGCGCAGAAAAACUGACAUCAUCCAUCACAGAUUCCCCCCAUGGGCGAGACUCAAUGAGCAACGGUCAGACACAAAGACACAAAAAGAUGCAAGCGUAUCUUUUCAAGGGCCCUGAGACCUCAGUUAAUAGAGUUGUGGGAGAUGGACGAGAGGCUUUAAGUGGACAAAGCAAUGCUUUCAUUACGUCAGAUAAUCAAAGGCCCUCUGAUGUACCUGCUGCCAGCAGAUUUGGAUCCAGGUAUUAUAACACAAAAGAUACAACCAAGCAAAUUACUUCCAAUCUGCCAUAUCAUCAUACUAGUGCAGCUCAGAAUGAUGAACAGAUGCACAAAGAUUUAAAAAGACCCAUCUCCAGCUUAGUUCUUCCUCCUCACAUCACAGAACAAUCUUCCGAUCUCCAUCUUGCUCCAGUAAAAACGAAGAAUAUGGCAAGUUUUUCCCCUUCACCUCACAUUUAUUCCACACACGGGUAUGCCACCAGAAGUGAGGAACCUCUUUCAGUCAGCAAAGUCAAUGCAACUACAAGAGAUUUGGUGCCAAUCCAAAAACCAGGAGGGGGCACACAAAGUAUCUUUGGCUUCAAAGAGUUUAAAAAUCCUGUGUGGCAAGCUGUAAAGAAGCCACGCGCUCUCACCUUUAAAGAACAGCCAAACUCCAAACAGCACAGCUUUGAGAACAUGAAACAUUAUAAGUUUAAAAUGUCAAAUUUUUACCCUGCUCUGCUCCAAAGGUACAGUUUUGGCCAAAGAGGAGGAUCUGCUAUUACUACAACACCACCGGUAAUGUUGGAGAAAAACCCUGUAGUUUAUUCUUCACCUUCACCCAGCACCUUAAUCCCAGUCACAGCACCCACGCUGUUUGUAUCAGGGUUUAUGCAAGUAAUGACACCUAAAAGUGACCCUGGUGUGGACAGAAACCUCAACUACAGACAAUUCAGAACCUACAAAAUAACAAAAGCUCCAAAAAGAUCCGACUCUCGACCACUCGAGGGAGCCAAACCUUCAGUUCAAGGACCGGACAAAUCUGCCAGACUCCAGCAGGAUCUUGAUGGUAUUAAAGUCGGACGUCGACAGACCUCAGAACCGAGAAGCUUCAAAAUUUCCAAUCAAACUGAGCCAGGCAGCAGCAAUACAUCAACAUGGACUCCAAAGGAGUUGAGCAGUGUUGACCUUAAACCAUAUUUAAAGACAGCAGAGGAUUCUGUAUUAGUCUUACCUGGUAAAAACAGCAGCAGACCCUACACUUUCCGGAGAUUCAAGUCCUUAAAAAACACGACAGCACAGGCUCGCAACAAAAUAUGGUGGCAACACCCGAUGCAAGAUCCAGCAUCAGCAUCUUACAUAGUCUCCUCCGCUCAUUUGAGGUCAGCGGGGCGCCUCACUUUUGCAUCAAAGCAAAAAUCAGAGCUAAGGACACCCAACCAAAGCAAACCUGCUGAGAUGAAGGCAACCCUGCUCCACACCUCCACCAGCCGCUCCGUGAGAGCCAAACACGCGAAGGCAAGACACAGAAACAGCAAAAAGCUCGGCGAUUCUACAUUCACCAAUCACACUGUGGCCAUAGUCAGGCUGCCCAAGCGCCCCGCCGAAGUUAAAGCCGUCACUUACACCGAUGUUCUUGGAAGUGCUUCGUUCAGUGGUGUCAUGGAAACAACAGAAUCUCCUGACAGGCCAACUGAUAUGGAUCAUUUUCCAAACGUGACAGCUACGACCGAGCAAAAGAAAGCGAUGAACCGUUCGAAUUUAAACUCUGAUGAUGAUGAUGAGUACAGUGGAAAAACAUGACCAAGAACUCUGAGGAAAAUACUGAUAAUGAGAUGGGAGAUUUCAGCGGCACAGAGAAAAACAAGGCGGAUAAAAGCGAAAAAGCCAAUUAUGAAUGGAAAAAAACAGAUUUUUUUUCCAGAUAAUGAGGAAAGCGGUGGCUCUGAAGUUUUAUCAAGUGUAGUAGGAAGUCAGGCAUUUACAAAAGAUUUGCUAGAGAUGGAGUACCUACGAACUUCUACUGAAAAUGUUUCCUUUAAGUCAGUGAACCUGCCUCACCCAGAUAAAAAAACAAUAAAAAUGCUGGAACAGUUCCAAUAAAAGCUGGAAAAGUACACAUGACAGUGUUUUUGUGCCAACAAACAUUUCUAAACAACAUGACUGAGCUGAUGGAUAUACUAUUACAAGGGCUGAGCUAUAAAUGGCUGAUUAAACCGUGUUUACAUUCAAGGGUACUUUUGUUAGUGAAGUUUAUAGCUCCUGAUACCAGCUUUAAACAGUGACAGUCUGUUUCCUUUUGUUUACAUUCUUCGCGCCUGCUGAAGAUUUAAACUGGAUUUAUGCGUGCAACGGGCUGAUCGGUCUUCUCACCUUGGAAAUGGAGCAUAAAGAGCCAAUUGACUAAAAUGUGCAGAUGUUUAAAUGCUAGAUUUGUGAUGAGCAGCUGUGCAAAUCUUUGUCUGCUGGCAGAAAGAGCAUCGUUGAGAUGAGCAGUUCUGUUUCUUGUCUGUAUAUCUGCUGUGAUGCUCCUCUGUAUGUGCUGCACCAUACAAAUUAAAAGGCUCAUAAUUUA
Molecule: messenger RNA, 3711 nt
Organism: Maylandia zebra (zebra mbuna)
Lineage: Eukaryota; Metazoa; Chordata; Actinopteri; Cichliformes; Cichlidae
Product: RING finger protein 227
Biological process (GO): protein ubiquitination
Molecular function (GO): ubiquitin protein ligase activity
Source: RefSeq, a predicted model, not a curated record